AUGUCUCCUGAUACGAAUAAUAAUGUAGGAAAUAAAGAAAAUGAUGAAGAAGAAGAAGAAGAUGAUGAUGAACCAGUAUUUAAAUUUUCUACAAUAGCAAUCGCAUCUGGACUUCGAAAAACUAAUGAUGAUGAUAAAAAUAUAUCAGCUGAAUUUAGUUGUAUUGCUGUACAUGAAAAAUUUCUUGUUAUUGGAAAACCAACAGGUGAAAUCUUAAUUACAGAUCAUCUUGGAAAUAUUAUACCACAAUAUCAAAUUAAAGCGCAUACCUAUCCAGUAAAUGCAAUAUCAAUUGAUGAUAGUGGAGAGUUUAUUGGUAGUUGUUGUCAAGAAGGAAAAGUUAAAAUAUCUGGUUUAUUGAGUAAAAAUGAUGAUCAAUUAAUCACAUUUAGUCGUCCAAUUAGAGCUGUUUGUCUUGAUCCAAAUUUUUCUAAAACAAAAAUGUUUGUCACAGGUGAUACAUCUCUUAUCUUAAAUGAACGAGGUACUUUUAGUCGACAUAAAACAACAAUAUUAUUUGAAUUAAAUGGUGGUCUUAUUCAUACACUUCGUUGGAAAGAAACAUUAAUUGCAUUUGCUAAUGAUAAAGGUGUUGGUGUUUAUGAUUUACGUGCACGACGAUUAGUUGGAUUUGAAGAAACUGAUGGUCAAAAAGAUCUUCCACGUGGUGUUUAUCCAAGUCGAAUAUCAUGGAAUGAUCCAACAACAUUAGCUAUUGCAUGUGCAAAAACUAUUAAAAUACUAUCGAUUGCAACUGAAACCAAUCAUGAACAUCAAUCAUCUGCACCUAAAAAACAUAUGAAUACAGCUACGGCAUUCAAAAUUGAAUUUUUUGCAUGUGGCUUAACAUCUGUCAAUCGUGAUUUGGUUAUAUUUGGUAUUGAAGAUUUUAGUAUUUCUAAUGGUACAUCUGAACCAUCAUUAACUGUAUUAAUAUCAAAAGGUAAAACAUAUGAAGAAAAAGCUCAUGAUCCAUUUCGUAUGUAUUGUGAUGACAGAACGUCACCAUUUCAAUUUCAACUUGAAUAUUUACAAGAUGAACAUUGUUUUUUUAUUCUAAGUCCAUAUGAUAUUGUUAAAGCUGAACGUCGUGAUUAUGAUGAUCAUAUUGAAUAUUUAAUUAAUAAAAAAAAAUUUGAUGAAGCAAUAGAAGCUUUUGAAAAACGUCCAAAUGCUAAUGAAAGACCAAAACGAUAUACUCAACAAAGUGUAUAUCGAGCAUAUGUCAAAUCUUUAAUGGAUACUAAUGAAACAGAAAAAGCUGUUAAAUUAUUUCCUUCUGUUUAUACAACACCACAAGAAUGGACUGAACAAAUUCUUACAUUUAUUCAACGAAAUGAACUUGAUAUCAUAACACCUUAUAUUCCAACAAGUACACUUAAACUUGAUGCAAUAAUUUAUGAAAAAGUACUUCAAACAUAUUUAAUGCAGAAAAAAUAUGAAAAAUUAAAAGAUUUAUUAAUGAAAUGGCCAUCAGAUAUUUAUAAUUUAACUUCGAUUGAUCAAUUAAUUCGUUUACAAAUGGAUGAUGAACAUCCAGCUAAAGCAUUACUCGAAUGUUCAGCAAUUAUAGCGGAAAAACAAGGAAAUGUAACGAAAACAUUAGAUAUUUAUUUAAAAAUGGGCAAUAUUCAAAUAUUUCAAUUGAUUGAACGAAAAAAACUUCAUGGAGAAAUUCUUCCACAUAUUGAAACACUCAUGUCAAUUAAUAAAAAUGUAACACUUGAUAUGUUAAUUAAUCAUAUGGAUAAAUUACCUGUUCGAUCAGUUCAUAAUGUUCUACAAAAAAAUCCUCGACAUCUUCAUGCUUAUCUUGAUGCUGUAUUUUCAAAAAAUGCUAAUGAUUCUCGUGAUUUUCAUACACUUCAAGUAUCACUUUAUGCUGAUUAUGAACCUAAUAAAUUAAUGGGAUUUUUACGUAAAGCUGGAAAUUAUAAUUUACAAGAAGCAUUAGCUAUUUGUGAUAAAAAACAAUUAUAUCGUGAAACUGUUUUUCUUUAUGGACGAGCGGGUAAUGGACGUGUUGCAUUACAAAUAAUUCUUGAAAAAUUAAAUGAUAUUGAAGAAGCUAUUAAAUUUUGUCGUGAAACAGGUGAUCAAACAUUAUGGGCAACAUUAAUUGAACAAUCUGUUGAUAAACCAGAUUUUAUAAGAAGUUUAUUAAAUCAUGCUGGUAGUGAUAUUAAUUUACAACAAUUAAUUAAUACAAUUAGAAGUGAUUUACGAAUACCUGGUUUACGUGAUUCAUUAUGUAAAAUAAUGCAAGAUUAUAAUAUUCAGAUGUCUCUAUCAGAAUGUUGUCGAAAGAUAAUUGUUCAUGAUUGUUUGGCAUUACGAAAAAAGACAGUAACAUUACUUCAAAGUGGUUAUUUAGUCAAAGAUACUGAUUUUUGUGCUAAAUGUCAUAAUCCUGUAUACAGUCCUGGUAUUCAUACUAAUCCUCCAAUUUCAGUCUUCUUUUGUUUACAUAUUUUUCAUGCAAAAUGUAUUGAAACAAAUCCAGAUGUAUGUGGAGUAUGUUCAACAAGUUCUCUAUUUGGUCCAACUUAA
This is a messenger RNA of Rotaria sordida, 2550 nucleotides long. The record is from the annotation of a GenBank genome assembly. Lineage: Eukaryota; Metazoa; Rotifera; Eurotatoria; Philodinida; Philodinidae.